CGGCGGCCCCGUUUACCGGAAGUGAAGUUUUGGGUCCCGCUCGGGGAAGAGCCGGUGUCGGUCCGAGAGCGAGGAGGACGGAUCUCACCGGCCGCCGCCAUGUCUGGGAGAAACAACAACAAGCUGCCCAGCAACCUGCCGCAGCUGCAGAACCUGAUCAAGCGGGACCCCUCAGCCUACGUGGAGGAGUUUAUGCAGCAGUAUAAUCACUACAAGUCCAAUGUGGAAAUUUUCAAGUUACAACCAAAUAAACCCAGCAAAGAGCUGGCUGAAUUGGUGAUGUUCUUGGCCCAGGUGGGCCACUGUUAUCCAGAACAUCUGGUUGACUUCCCCCAACAGCUGAAGGAGCUUCUUUCUUACAACCACACCGUUUUGGAUGCUGGGCUUCGAAUGACAUUUUGCAAAGCUUUGAUGUUACUGAGAAACAGGAAUCUCAUCAACCCAACCAGUCUACUGGAGCUGUUCUUUGAACUUCUGCGUUGCCAUGAUAAGCUUCUGCGAAAGACUUUGUACACACAUAUUGUGACGGAUAUCAAGAAUAUCAAUGCCAAACACAAGAACAACAAAGUGAACGUCGUGUUGCAGAACUUCAUGUACACCAUGUUAAGAGACAGUAACGCCACGGCUGCCAAGAUCUCUCUGGACGUGAUGAUCGAGCUGUACAAGAGAAACAUCUGGAAUGAUACCAAAACUGUCAAUGUGAUCACAACCGCAUGCUUUUCUAAAGUGACCAAGAUACUAGUUGCUGGUUUAAAAUUCUUCCUUGGUAAAGAUGAAGAUGAGAAACAAGACAGCGAUUCUGAAUCUGAGGAUGAUGGCCCCACAGCAAGAGAUUUGCUUGUUAAAUAUGCCACAGGAAAGAAAACCUCCAAACACAAAAAGAAAUUGGAAAAGGCCAUGAAAGUCUUGAAAAAACAAAAGAAGAAGAAGAAGCCAGAGGUGUUUAAUUUCUCAGCCAUUCAUUUGAUUCAUGAUCCCCAAGAUUUUGCAGAGAAGCUUCUGAAGCAGCUGGAGACCUCUAAAGAGAGAUUUGAAGUCAAGAUGAUGCUCAUGGACCUUAUCUCCAGAUUAGUGGGAAUUCAUGAGCUUUUUCUUUUUAACUUCUAUCCCUUCAUACAGCGGUUCCUCCAGCCCCACCAGAGAGAGGUGACGAAGAUUCUUCUCUUUGCUGCCCAGGCAGCCCAUCAGCUCGUACCCCCUGAGAUCGUUGAGUCCUUGCUAAUGACUGUGGCCAACAACUUUGUCACCGACAAGAACUCUGGGGAGGUUAUGACUGUUGGAAUCAAUGCUAUAAAAGAGAUCACGGCUCGAUGCCCCCUGGCCAUGACUGAAGACCUCCUCCAGGAUCUGGCCCAAUACAAAUCCCAUAAAGACAAGAAUGUGAUGAUGUCUGCUAGAACAUUGAUUCAGCUCUUCCGAACCCUGAAUCCACAAAUGUUGCAGAAGAAAUUCAGGGGCAAACCCACAGAGGCUUCAGUAGAAGCAAGAAUUCAAGAAUAUGGCGAAUUAGAUGCCAAAGAUUACAUUCCAGGGGCUGAAGUUCUUGAUAUUGAGAAAAAGGAAGCGGAUGAAGAGGAUGACGAUGAUGGGUGGGAAAGCGCCAGCCUCAGUGAGGACGAUGACGAAGAUGGCGAGUGGGUCCAGGUGCACCAUUCCUCUGAUGAAGAGCAACAGGAAAUAGCUGAGAAGCUAAAGAGUGUGCCGGUGGCGGAGCGAAAGGCCAAGGCAGCUGCCGUAAGCACCAGCCGGGUUCUAACCCAAGAAGACUUCCAGAAAAUCCGCCUCGCCCAGCUGAGGAAAGAAAUGGACGCUGCCCCCGGGAAAUCCCAGAAGAGGAAGAAUUUUGACAUAGACAGUGAAGAGGAAAAGAGGGGGGAGUUACUUUCCUUGAGGGACAUUGAACAUCUCCAUAAAAAGCCCAAGUCCGACAAAGAGACAAGACUAGCAACCGCGAUGGCUGGGAAGACAGACAGAAAAGAAUUUGUGAAGAGGAAAACCAAGCUGAACCCAUUUGCUAGUUCUACAAAUAAAGAAAAGAAAAAACAGAAGAAUUUUAUGAUGAUGAGGUACAGCCAUAACAUCCGGUCCAAAACGAAACGAUCCUUCAGAGAAAAACAGUUGGCUCUACGGGACGCACUUUUGAAAAAGAGGAAAAAGCUGAUGAAGUAACCAUCACAGGGGAGUGACAAAGUGCCAUUUUUGCCAUAUUGCUUUGGAAUAGCAAGGGAUUCUUUUUGACUAAGGGCAGGGAGCUCCGUGUGUUGGAAGGUGUAGACUCAAAGAACCUCAGAGCUGGAAGAGGCCUCCGGAGCCAUCCGUCCAGCCCAGAUCCUCCCCAGAAGGAAUCCCCCUACACACAAGAGUCCAUCCUGAGAACUGACCACUCGCCUGUGCUUAAUGAUCCUGUGGGGAGGAUGCCCUGAUUGACUGCACAGAAUGUCGCAUUAGUUAAAAAUAUUUUUAUUGCAGAGAUGGGAAAUUCCCAGGAUCUAUAAAAAUUUAUAAAAAAGAACUAAUUUAUUUUUCCGGUGGACAUCCAUUUCAUGGGUCAGCCCAGGAUGGUAUGGCGCAGAUGACAAUGCAGGUGUAAGUCCUAACUUGAUAAACCGCCGUGUGUUUGCCCAAUGAGUCUGGUAGCUGACCUACACACAUUUGGGCAAAUUACUAGAAUUCAUACCAAAGGGUUAAAUAUGUUUUUAGUAUGCAUAAGGCAAUAAUUGGUGAACAUCUUGCUUUAAAAAAAUAAACCGAAUUGUACAUAA
This is a messenger RNA of Vombatus ursinus (common wombat), 2762 nucleotides long. It is a transcript of the gene SDAD1, whose product is annotated as SDA1 domain containing 1. Gene Ontology annotation, cellular component: nucleolus. The transcript has 22 exons. Gene Ontology annotation, biological process: ribosomal large subunit biogenesis; ribosomal large subunit export from nucleus. The coding region runs from base 100 to 2169 and encodes 689 amino acids. The record is from RefSeq and is a predicted model, not a curated record. Lineage: Eukaryota; Metazoa; Chordata; Mammalia; Diprotodontia; Vombatidae.